AUGCCAGCCCUGCGAGCAAGCCUUGUAGCUCUGAUACCCCUGCUACUGCAUCUCACCACCUCGACACAAGAUGACCUGCACUAUGUCAAUCCGCUCAUUGGGUCCACAGCCGGCGGCAACGUCUUUGCCGGCGCAAGCUUACCCUACGGCUUAGCCAAGCCCGUCGCCGACGUUGACGGCCAAAACACGGGCGGCUUCGCGACUGAUGGCAGCAAUGUCACUGGCUUCUCGCACAUGCAUGACAGUGGCACAGGCGGGAACCCAUCGAUGGGCCAAUUCCCCUUGUUUCCGCAGUACUGCCCUGACAAUGUCAUUGACAACUGCAAGUUUCCGAAGGGUGCGCGUGCGACGCAUUAUGUGAAUGACUCGGUCACGGCGCGGCCGGGUUAUUUUGCGCUCGAGCUGGUGAAUGGCAUCAAGGCCGAGAUGACGGCUGCCAGGCGCACAGCCUUGUAUCGCUUUACGUUUCCCGACGCCAGUGCGGAGAACGGAGAACGGUUAGAUCCGCUGAUUUUAUUGGAUUUGACGGAUCUCUGGGAUAGUCGACAGAACGCCAGCAUUACUAUUGACGCUGACUCGGGGCGUAUUCAGGGCAAUGGCACAUUCUUGCCCAGUUUCGGCGCGGGGUCCUAUCAAGCCUACUUCUGUGCGGAUUUCGCUGGGGCGAAGGUGUGUGACAGUGGAAUUUGGGUGAAUGAUCGUGCAGGGUCGGAGCCGAAGGAGCUGUUUGUUACGCGUGGCUUCAACAAUUUCUAUCUCCAGGCUGGCGGAUACAUCAGUUUUGAUCGACCCAACAAUGGAAUGGUGACUGUCCGAGUGGGUGUGAGCUACAUUAGCACCGACCAAGCUUGCUCCAAUGCGGAGUCAGAGGUCUCUGACCCUCUAAAUGAUUUCGAAACACUUGAAGAGGCUGCGAGGACUGCUUGGCGCGAGAAGCUCAGUCCCAUCAAGAUCACACCUGGCGGUGUGAGCCAUGGUUCGCUAAGCGCUUUCUGGAGCGGCAUAUACCGGACAAUGCUUUCGCCCCAGGAGAUGACGGGAGAAAAUCCAUUAUGGGAGAGUGAUGAGCCGUACUUCGACUCGUUCUACUGUCUCUGGGACGAGUUCCGGGCUCAGCUCCCAUUACUCACUGUCAUCGAUCCCCAGGCGCAGUCCAAGAUGGUCCGCAGUCUGCUUGACACGUUCAAGCACGAAGGCUGGCUACCUGAUUGCCGCAUGUCGUUGUGCAAAGGCUGGACACAAGGUGGUUCCAAUGCGGACGUGGUCCUCGCAGAUGCAUAUGUCAAGAACCUGACUGGAAUCGACUGGGAGCUAGCAUACAAGGCAAUGGUGAACGAUGCCGAAAAUGAACCGUUGGAGUGGUCCUAUGAAGGGCGCGGGGGCCUUCAGAGCUGGAAAAAGCUGCAUUACAUUCCCUACCUGGACUUCGACUAUUUGGGAUUCGGCACCAACUCACGCAGCGUCUCUCGAACUGUGGAGUAUGCUUACAAUGACCAUGGUAUUGCCCUUGUGGGCAAGGGACUCGGCACGACGGACUAUAUGACUUAUCUGUCUCGGGCGAGCAAUUGGAAGAACCUCUUCAAAGCGGACCAAAAGUCUUUUCUGGAAAAUGGAACUGACACCGGCUUCACGGGAUUUUUACAGCCUAGGCAUCUCAAUGGUACGUGGGGUUUCCAAGACCCGAUUGCCUGUAGUGCGUUAGCCUCGUGGUGCUCGUUGACUUCGAAUCCGUCAGAGACCUUUGAAUCGAGUAUCUGGGAGUAUCUUUUCUUCGUUCCUCAUGAUAUGGCUAGUCUGAUCAAGUUGCUUGGGGGCUCUGACUCUUUUGUGAAGAGACUAGACUACUUCCAUACAUCUGGCCUGGCCGACAUAAGCAACGAGCCUGUUUUCCUGACCGUAUACGAGUACCACUAUGCCGGUCGGCCAGCUCUGUCUGCCCAGCGAGCCCACAGCUAUAUUCCUAGAACUUUCAACGAAUCCAACAACGGCCUGCCUGGCAAUGACGACUCUGGCGCAAUGGGCUCAUUCCUCGCCUGGAGCAUGAUGGGACUGUUCCCCAAUCCCGGUCAAAAUGUCUACCUCAUCAGCCCACCAUUCUUCGAGGCAGUGGAAAUCACCCAUCCAGAGACUAAUAAGACUGCCACGAUUCGAAACACAAACUUCGAUUCCACCUAUCAGAACAUCUACAUCCAGAGUGCCAAACUGAAUGGGAAGCCCUACACCAAGAACUGGAUCGACCACGAGUUUUUCACCGAAGGUAUGACGCUCGAGUUGAUGCUCGGGGACAAGGAAAGCAACUGGGGUACAAGCAAGGAGGAUUUGCCUCCGAGCCUGAGUGAUGUACUUGCCCAGGAUGAGGUACAAUAG
Messenger RNA from Penicillium canariense, 2367 nucleotides. RefSeq names its product GH92 family glycosyl hydrolase. Gene Ontology annotation, cellular component: nucleus; cytosol. NCBI's taxonomy places the organism in Eukaryota, Fungi, Ascomycota, Eurotiomycetes, Eurotiales, Aspergillaceae. The coding region runs from base 1 to 2367 and encodes 788 amino acids. Gene Ontology annotation, molecular function: carbohydrate binding; peptide-N4-(N-acetyl-beta-glucosaminyl)asparagine amidase activity. The transcript has 2 exons. The record is from RefSeq and is a predicted model, not a curated record. Gene Ontology annotation, biological process: protein quality control for misfolded or incompletely synthesized proteins; protein deglycosylation; carbohydrate metabolic process.